Molecule: messenger RNA, 1020 nt
Organism: Microdochium trichocladiopsis
Lineage: Eukaryota; Fungi; Ascomycota; Sordariomycetes; Xylariales; Microdochiaceae
Exons: 6
Coding region: 1-1020 (339 amino acids)
Source: RefSeq, a predicted model, not a curated record
AUGAGAUUAUUUUUCUUCUCCCUCCCAAGUAUUCUUACCGCAGCCCUUGCGGCUGAGUACGCAAUCGAUCCAGAGUGUGAGCUUGCUCUUGGCCCUGGCGUGCGGGAUGGCAUCAUCAGCGGGAUGAAAGAGGCCGUGGAGCUGGCAGAGAAUGCUCUGGAAGUUCUCAACCAGCACGAAAGCGAUGUCUACGUUCAGAACCUGAUUCGAUACCUCUAUGGGAUCCAAGAUCGAGAUCAGAUUAUGGACAGAGUGAAAGGCAAGAAGCCCCAAACCCACUUGUCCGCGACACCGUCCGCUCUGAGCACCAAUGAUGAGGCAUGGUUCAAUGGCGCUGAGCGCAGUAGCAAUGAUGUGGGCCUGUACUGCAGCAAUACUCGUUUGAUACCGCACCCAACAAAGCCCGCCCUCCGAAUGAACAAGCACAAUCGCCCAAUCACGGUGAGGGCGAAACAGGUUGAAGCUCUCUUCAAAUGCCACAAUCAUGAUGCAGUUCUUGAAGUGGGCACGAAUCAGAGAUAUACCAAGGCUUUGACUAUGGGAUCGUAUACUAUAGAUCUGGAAGCUUUUAAGGCGGCCCCCGGCGCUCCGCCCCUCAACGAGUUCAAGGUGGGCACAGGGCACCCGGCCAACAUAGAUAUCUGUUCGGUGUUCAUCAGACAAGCAGCUCUGGAAGGGUGGCCCUUGAUCAACGAGGAACGGAUUGCGCGCAUUCGCUCAGAAACUUUCAUCAAUGGGAUGACGGAUAUUCAGCGACCAGUCGAUGGGAUAAAGACAUUUGGCGUCACGAUGUUUCACGAGCUCACACAUGCGAACAUCGGCGGGUUCUUUACUGAUGCGGACGAUAUCAUGGAAGGCGAAGACCCGAAAUGUUUCAAUUGGAUCAGCUGCACAAGGCUUUCAACACUGCCCGGUGGCAGGACAAACUCUGAUACCGCCGCAAUUCUGGUGAUGCUCCUCAAAGCCUGGAGACUGGGGUAUUAUGUUGACCAGGACGGAUUCGCCCACCCGAGGAUUUAA